This is a messenger RNA of Aedes albopictus (Asian tiger mosquito), 1083 nucleotides long. RefSeq names its product proteasome inhibitor PI31 subunit (gene PI31). The transcript is spliced from 3 exons. Gene Ontology annotation, molecular function: endopeptidase inhibitor activity; proteasome binding. The record is from RefSeq and is a predicted model, not a curated record. NCBI's taxonomy places the organism in Eukaryota, Metazoa, Arthropoda, Insecta, Diptera, Culicidae. Gene Ontology annotation, biological process: proteasome-mediated ubiquitin-dependent protein catabolic process. The coding region runs from base 153 to 974 and encodes 273 amino acids.
GUUCGUUCGAUUGUUUAUAAACUUUUACCGGAAAUUUUGCUGCGCAGCUUGAAAUAAUUUUGAUUUUCCAGUGAAUUAACUUACUAAUAUCAGAAAAAAUAGCGGUGAGUGACUUUCGAAAAUCACAGGAAACAUAACAUCGUUGAAACAGAAUGUCAGAUUCGGACUAUUUUGGAUUUGAGCUGGUGUUCAAGUCGGUAGAGCAAUCAAUCCAGACAAAAUCUGACGUAUUGAUCGCCGUCGUACAUUGGUACCUAAUCAAGAACUCCUUCCGCAACGUUGGUCUCGGAGAUGAUAAAACGCUUUCGGAUUCGGAGGAGAAAAGCGAGCUCUUGCCGGAAGGAUGGAACAAUAAUCCGCACUCGUAUGCCCUGCGGUACGUGAAUAACGGACAGCUGUACAUUCUGCAUGGCAUCGACAGUGAGGGAACGAUGAUCGUCAAUCUGCUACAGGUUAAGACACUGAAUGUUUCGAACACAACGUUCCAAAUUGACACUACGGUCAAAGCAUUGAAGGGCUCCAUUUCGACGCUGGUACCGGAAGUGGCCACAGUGUUGGACCGUGUUCGCCGGGAGCUGCUGGUGCCGGUGUUCGAGAGCAAUAAGAAGGACGGCGAGACUCAGACCAAGAAGGAGCCGGAAAAGACCGAGCGAGUUGAUGUGCGACCGGCGAAUCCGUUGCUUGUGGGACCUCGUUUCGGACCGGGAUCGGUUGGAUCCGAUCCGUUGGGGGUCGGUAGCGUAGGCCGAGGUGAUCUGGACCCUUUUGGCCGUGGUGGGGGUAUGAUCUUCGAGCCGCCUGGUGGCUUCAAUCCGCUGGCAAAUCUCAGGCGUCCCGGACCCAGUGGAAUCGUUCCCGGGGCACGGUUCGACCCAUUUGGACCCACGGUCGGCACCAACCCAAGAGCGUUCCGCAAUCCGGGACCCGAUCCAGACCACUUGCCGCCUCCCGGAUACGAUGACAUGUUCAUGUAGAGCCGAGGAUUUGUGAACCUUUAACUGACUCAAUUCAAAAACGAUCUUGAAAUGUAUUUUUUUUAUUUCGUAUUUCGAAGGAAUGAAUAAAGAGACUUGAAAUGUGUUA